CACAAAACUACAAUGGCUUCCCUACUCUCUUCUGCUUUCUUCCUCCUCUUUCUGUUCUUCCACUUCUUCUCUGCAACUUGCACUGAAUUCCUCGUCGGUGAUGAACAUGGGUGGGCUGUCCCUCAGCAUAAACACGCUGAUAGAUACAAUAAAUGGGCCUCCCAUAACAGAUUCAACGUUGAUGACACCCUCCAUUUCAAGUUCGAGAAAGAUUCAGUGAUGGAGGUGACAGAGGAAGAGUACAAGCAAUGCCUUUCUUCGAAGCCUCUGUUGUACAACAACAAUGGCGACGCAGUGGUGAGACUUGAGAGAGCAGGGCUGUUCUAUUUCAUAAGUGGAGUUUCAGGGCACUGUGAGAAAGGGCAGAGGAUGAUAAUCAAAGUGUUGGAACCGCUCAGCCCUCCGCAGCCACCCACUGCUCCGCCCCAAAACAACAACACCCCACUCUCUGUUUCAUCUCCAAUGCUUGCACUUUUCUUCAUGUUCUUUGUUUCCUUUCUGUUCAUUUGAAUCGUUUGUGAUGAAUUCCG
Messenger RNA from Cucurbita moschata (crookneck pumpkin), 530 nucleotides. RefSeq names its product mavicyanin-like. The record is from RefSeq and is a predicted model, not a curated record. Gene Ontology annotation, molecular function: electron transfer activity. Gene Ontology annotation, cellular component: plasma membrane. NCBI's taxonomy places the organism in Eukaryota, Viridiplantae, Streptophyta, Magnoliopsida, Cucurbitales, Cucurbitaceae. The transcript has 2 exons. The coding region runs from base 13 to 510 and encodes 165 amino acids.